AUGCCUACGCUGAGGAGAGAGGAUUGUGUCUCUGCUGGGAGCGGCGGCGACAAGGGUGACGUCGAGUGUGAGGCAGGGCUAGAUCCGGAACCUGCGCUGGUGUGGGCAUUGCGUUGGAAGAACGAGUGGAUUGGUGGUUGGUAUUGGCGUUUGCGAGUGUGUUCAGCUGAUGAUAGAGCCAUGAUGUUUAUGUAUGAGUGUGGUGUUGCAGGUUUCAGUCGCACCAUGAAUGUAGGUACUCCGACCACAAGUGAACGAACUCUCGUAGAUUAUGACAAUACCUUGGAAAUACCUAGAAAGACACGAGAUACACAUGUUGAAUGUGAGAGGGAUAUUCCGACAAGCUACCACCAUGCCGCAAUCUGGAGUCCCAAGACCGUCGAGACUGUUGAACCUCCAGAAGUCACUGAGACAUGGCAAAGAACUGUAAGCAAUGUUCAAUCCAUCGGAUUCAGGCCACACGAUUACAAUGUAUCAAACAGAUCGGCUGUCAACGGAACACACUCGCUAUUCCUCAAGUUGCCGGCGGAGAUUCGCACUCGGAUCUACGAAUAUGCACUUGGCGGGAACGUCAUUCAUGUUCGCAGACCUGAAGAGUACAUUGAAGAUGGAUCUGUG
Scutellospora calospora is the source of this 618-nucleotide messenger RNA. NCBI's taxonomy places the organism in Eukaryota, Fungi, Glomeromycota, Glomeromycetes, Diversisporales, Gigasporaceae. The record is from the annotation of a GenBank genome assembly.